AUGGCCCCCGCUCCGCCCCCCGCCGCCUCCUUCUCGCCCGCCGAGGUCCAGCGGCGCCUGGCGGCCGGCGCCUGCUGGGUCCGCCGCGGGGCCCGCCUCUACGACCUCACGGGCUUCGUGCGGCACCACCCGGGGGGCGAACAGCUGCUGCGGGCCAGGGCCGGCCAGGACAUUAGCGCCGACCUGGACGGGCCACCGCACAGGCACUCGGCCAACGCGCGCCACUGGCUGGAGCAGUACUACGUGGGCGAGCUGCGAGGGGACCCGCAGGGUUCCAUGGAGAAUGGGGCUGUAGCCUCUGCGGAAACUCAGAAGACAGACCCUGCUAUUGAACCAAGGUUCAAAGUGGUGGAUUGGGACAAGGACCUGGUAGACUGGAAGAAGCCUCUCCUGUGGCAGGUGGGCCACUUGGGAGAGAAGUAUGAUGAAUGGGUCCACCAGCCAGUCACCAGGCCCAUCCGCCUCUUCCACUCAGACCUCAUCGAGGCUCUCUCCAAGACUGUCUGGUACAGUGUCCCCAUCAUCUGGGUGCCCCUGAUGCUGUAUCUCAGCUGGUCCUACUAUCGAAUCCUCGCCCAGGGCAAUGUCCGACUCUUCACGUCAUUCACAACAGAGUACUCGGUGGUGGUGCCUGAGUCCGUGUUCCCCGGCCUCUUCAUGCUUGGCAUGUUCCUCUGGAGCCUCGUCGAGUACCUCAUCCACCGCUUCCUGUUCCACAUGAAGCCCCCCAGCGACAGCUAUUACCUCAUCACACUGCACUUCGUGAUGCACGGCCAGCACCACAAGGCACCCUUCGAUGGCUCCCGCCUGGUCUUCCCUCCUGUGCCAGCUUCUCUGGUGAUCGCCUUCUUCUAUGUGCUCUUACGGCUCAUCCUGCCCGAGGCAGUGGGGGGCACUGUGUUUGCUGGGGGCCUCCUGGGCUACGUCCUCUACGACAUGACCCAUUACUACCUGCACUUUGGCUCGCCACACAAGGGCUCCUACCUGUACAACAUGAAGGCCCACCACGUCAAGCAUCACUUUGCACAUCAGAAGUCAGGAUUUGGCAUCAGCACUAAAUUGUGGGAUCACUUUUUUCACACCCUCAUCCUGGAUGAAGCCCACCCGAAGACCCAGUGA
Messenger RNA from Cynocephalus volans (Philippine flying lemur), 1119 nucleotides. RefSeq names its product fatty acid 2-hydroxylase (gene FA2H). Gene Ontology annotation, molecular function: fatty acid 2-hydroxylase activity; heme binding; iron ion binding. Gene Ontology annotation, biological process: fatty acid metabolic process; lipid biosynthetic process. Bases 1 to 1119 code for a protein of 372 amino acids. NCBI's taxonomy places the organism in Eukaryota, Metazoa, Chordata, Mammalia, Dermoptera, Cynocephalidae. Gene Ontology annotation, cellular component: endoplasmic reticulum; membrane. The record is from RefSeq and is a predicted model, not a curated record. The transcript is spliced from 7 exons.